This is a messenger RNA of Drosophila melanogaster (fruit fly), 1495 nucleotides long. It is a transcript of the gene HmgD, whose product is annotated as high mobility group protein D. The transcript has 3 exons. The coding region runs from base 670 to 1008 and encodes 112 amino acids. Gene Ontology annotation, biological process: chromatin organization. NCBI's taxonomy places the organism in Eukaryota, Metazoa, Arthropoda, Insecta, Diptera, Drosophilidae. Gene Ontology annotation, molecular function: DNA binding. The record is from RefSeq and is marked reviewed. Gene Ontology annotation, cellular component: nucleus; chromatin; chromosome.
GGCGCCAUUUUUAGUCUGCACUCGAGAGUGCAGCACGCAAAGCGCUAGAAAAUAACAACAAGACAGGCACGCGGAAGAAAAAAAAAACAAACUAAUUCGGCAAAUAGCAAUCAAAUUACCAAUCGAAAUAGGUGAAAUUUGUCCAGGAUCAGCGAGGAUCCUGGACGGCCCUGCAUUAGAAACUACAUGGCAAGCAUUAAACGCGAAUUAAUCCUGUGACAUGCCGCGAGAAAAGCAAAAUUCCAGCCUGACUACUGCGGAAAAACAGGAUUAGCCUUGCAGGACCAAGUGGAAAAGUGCAAAAGCCAAGGCAAAAGGGCUCAGACCAAGAGAAGCCGCAGAUGGCGACAGGUGGGUGGACAGCGGGUGGCCAAUUCCCGAAGGCGAGACCCAAAGCCGAUCAGAAAUCAAGAGCCCCAACAAGCAGGUGCGACUGAAAGUGACUUGCACUGGGGAACGCUCCGCAGACAGCAACAAACUACACUGGCCAAACCGAACCUAGAUCGAAGUAUGCACUUGCACAAUAUAUCACAGCUGUUGUUAAUCAAAAAAAUUCAGCGCCUAACUAAUUCGUUUCUUUCAGUGUGCUAUUUAUAAAAAUAUAAAGCUCGAAGCAAAAAUACACAGUGUAACACUUGUUAAAUAGUUUCAACAAAAACACAUUCAAAUAUGUCUGAUAAGCCAAAACGCCCACUCUCCGCCUACAUGCUGUGGCUCAACAGUGCCCGCGAGUCGAUCAAGCGCGAGAAUCCCGGCAUCAAGGUCACCGAGGUGGCCAAGCGCGGUGGUGAAUUAUGGAGGGCAAUGAAGGACAAGUCUGAGUGGGAGGCCAAGGCUGCUAAGGCCAAGGACGACUACGAUCGGGCGGUCAAGGAGUUCGAGGCCAAUGGUGGCAGCAGUGCUGCCAACGGUGGUGGAGCCAAGAAGCGCGCGAAACCAGCGAAAAAGGUGGCGAAGAAGAGCAAGAAGGAGGAGUCCGACGAGGACGACGAUGAUGAGAGCGAGUAGACUGGCUCAUCCCCCACCCUAAUCCAUCACCAAGUCACACACAACCAGCCAGAACCACCCGCAAGCAAACAAGAACACUGGUGGCAACACCACAUCCAAACAUCAGCAACCACAGUCCCCCUUAAUAGAAUACAAAGCCGCCAAGCCCGAUCAUAUCUCAUCGACAACUUGAACAACGAGAUCUGUUGAACAUUGUAUCCACAAUCACAUACGCGAGAGAACAAAAAUACGCGAUAAUAAGGAAAAUUGUAUUUAUACACACGAGUUUUUAAGUUUAUAGUAGUCGUUUAUUUUAUAAUGCCCAUAUACAAAGAAGAGGACAACCGGCAGGAAAGGAGAAGAAAUAAGAUUAGCAGGAUGUGCGUUGAGGUGUUUUUUUUUUCGAUCCUGCGGCGUUUCGCCUGGAAAGGCGAGUCGUUCGGAAAAUGAAAGAGAAAAGUAGUCCCCUUGCAUAUUAUUUGUGUAAAGUAAACGAUAAUUCCAUUAU